AGUUCUCUCCUUGUUUGUUUACAACUCGAGAACUUCCUGUUAGSUUUACUUCAGCUUUGUGCGUAUUUGCUAACAGCUUCAGUUUAGCUAAACGUCAGUUUUCAAGAUGGGAUGUGAUGGUGGGACGAUUCCAAAAAGACAUGAGUUGGUGAAAGGACCAAAAAAAGUUGAAAAGGUUGAUAAGAAUGCUGAACUCGCUGCCAAGUGGAAGUACUGCGCCUUGAGCCAAGAAAAACUCAGGCGACCCAUCGUUUCAUGUGAGCUGGGCAGACUUUAUAACAAAGAUGCUAUCAUUGAAUACCUCCUGGAUAAAUCUGCUGAAAGACCAAACGUUGAGGCUGUUACGCACAUCCGUGGGAUUAAGGAUAUAAAGGAGCUCAACUUGACUGAUAACCCCGAAUGGGAGGGAGAGAGGAGAACUGCAAAAGGAGACAGAUAUGAGGACAUCCACUGUGGCAUGUUCAUCUGUCCUGUUGUUGGCYUAGAGAUGAAUGGAAAGCACAGGUUCUGCUACUUGCAGACCUGUGGUUGUGUGUUUUCAGACAGGGCCCUUAAGGAGAUAAAGACUGAGAUCUGCCAUAAGUGUGGGGAUCCUUUUAAAGAUGAAGACAUAGUUGUGCUUAAUGGCACAAAAGAGGAGGUCCAGAAGCUGAAGGAGAAGAUGGAGGAGAAACGAGUCAAAACGAAAACCAAGAAAUCAAAGAAAAGCAAGGCMGUUGAAACCAUCUCUACACCACCAGAAUCCAAAGAGGAUACCCAGUCUCCCCCAGUAGAUGUAGCUGGGAGGAAAUCACAACAAAAUGGAGACGAGAGCAGCCAAUCAGGUGGAUAA
Messenger RNA from Poecilia reticulata (guppy), 832 nucleotides. The record is from RefSeq and is a predicted model, not a curated record. NCBI's taxonomy places the organism in Eukaryota, Metazoa, Chordata, Actinopteri, Cyprinodontiformes, Poeciliidae.